GUUAUUUAGGAAAACUCCAAGGUGAUUUAGAGAACAAGCACAGUUCAGGGAUUGCAUGGAAUAAAUAAAGCAUGGAUUAGACAUACAAGUAUCCAAUGCAGCAGUAAAUUUAUAUACCAGGUCCAAGUCCACCAUAUAUACAUUGCAACAUACACAAAGUCCAAAAACACAGACACCAUAAUGACUGUACCAAAACACGGUGAGUAUGUCUGUGACUGAAAUAAAUGCAAGGACUAAAUAGACUAUAACCAGGGGCGAGUGGUUCACAAGGCGCGUUGGGGUACUGAAUGUCUGCAAAGGAUUAUUUGGAUCACACCACACGAUAUGGACCCCUGAAACACUGUUCUGGAUGGCUACAUUUUGCUUUUACAUUGAAAUCCAGAUUGCUGGGCUUGUGGGCCAUUGAGAAAUGUCAAUUGGUAUCACUGGUUUGCUAUUGAGCAGUACUUUUAGAGGGAAUUCCCAUGUGGGUCGGUGAGUUUGGGCGAGGAUGAGGAAAGGAGAGAAACAUGGUGGCCAGAAGAAGAAGAAGACGGCUAGAGUCAAGAAGGUUCUUAUGAACAAGAAGGUGGGAGUGUGGUGUAGAACAAAGAGUGGUGUAAUAUGUUUACCCCAGCCUAGUGCAGUUUGCUCUGGGAUUAGGACCCGUACUGCCUGCUCCGUUCCUCAGGAUGAAGCAUCAACAAUUAAAGAUCAUGAGUUCAUAUCAUGGCUACGGAAGAAGGCAGGGCUUGAAGUUUGCUCAUCACUCACAGUAGGGAUGUCUUAUCAUGGCAGGUCUUUGUUUUCUUCUCGCCCCAUACAAGCAGGUGAACGCAUUAUGCAAAUUCCUCACAAUCUUUUGAUCACCCCAGAUAAGCUACCUAAGGGAGUUGUAACUUUUUUGGGAAAAGAUGCUAGCAACUAUGCUCGGCUUGCUUUAUUUAUUUUAGCAGAACAAAAGCUUGGCCAGAUGUCUGAAUGGGCUCCAUAUAUUCACUGCCUUCCUCAAAUGGGUACUCUUCACAGCACAGUAUUUUGGACUGAGGAGGAAUUAGAGAUGAUUCGACAAAGUGCUGUCCAUCGUGAGACAAUGCACCGUAAAGGAAGCAUUAAAAAGGAAUUUGGUGCAGUUCAACAAGCUUUGCAUCAUUGCCCUCACAUCUUCGGAGAUGCAACAUUUGGAAGCUUCAUGCAUGCCUAUGCUUUAGUUGGGUCACGUGCCUGGGGAAUUACUUCAAAGGGCCUAGCACUGAUACCAUUUGCUGACUUCUUCAAUCAUGAUGGAAGCUCUGAAGCUGUCUUACUGAGUGACGAAGAUGAGAGUUUUUCAGAGGUAAUUGCUGAUAAAGACUAUGAAUUGGGUGAGCAGGUUUCAAUUAGUUAUGGAAAAUUUUCAAAUGCAACUUUGCUACUUGACUUUGGUUUCACACUUUCCCAUAAUCGACAUGACCAGGUGGAGAUUUGGAUGGGCUUAUCACGAAGAGAUCCAUUGCGCAAAUGCAAGAUAGAACUUCUGCAUUCACACAAUAUGCUAACCUUGCUCGAUGCUAAUGGUUAUGACACUGGUGGAAAUUCUUUUAUCAUUAAGGAAGUGAGAUCUCCAACUGGACGAGGGAAGGGCAUUCCUCACUCGCUAAGAGCUUUUUCUCGUGUACUGUGUGCUUGUUCAACCAAAGAACUGGCAGAAAUGGCUACAGAAGCAGCUGCUUAUGAUGGUAGGUUGGCUCGCCGACCAUUAAAAAAUAGAAGUAGAGAGAUACAAGCUAUGGCUUUGCUGCUUGCACGGAUUGAAACAUUGAUUCAACAGCAUGUAGCUUCUAUCUUGACUUUGCAGUUUAUGGAAUCCUGCAAAGUAAAGGACAGUCAGCUGCACAUUCGGCAUGAGCUUGCACAAUCCCUGCUAGGUGGAGAAUUGCGUGUCUUGCAAUCUGCUUCUGCAUGGCUUAAACACUACUGCACAACUUUAUCUUUAAGAAAGCAGAUUUGAUGGUCAAUUCAUAUUUUUUCAUAUGCAGAGAAGGCUCUCAUCUUUAGCACACGCAUGUUCACCAUUUUAAUGCAGAGUGGUACUUAUUUUUGUUGAAGUGAAUCUUUGGUUAUUAUCAUUGUAUUCUUAUCAAUGAAUGUGGUGAUUGUGCCUUAUGCGAAAUGAGUGAUGUUAGCUGUUGCAUUUUGCUGAUGUCAA
This is a messenger RNA of Cryptomeria japonica (Japanese cedar), 2167 nucleotides long. Its product is annotated as fructose-bisphosphate aldolase-lysine N-methyltransferase, chloroplastic. The record is from RefSeq and is a predicted model, not a curated record. Gene Ontology annotation, molecular function: protein-lysine N-methyltransferase activity; protein binding. The coding region runs from base 491 to 1969 and encodes 492 amino acids. Gene Ontology annotation, biological process: peptidyl-lysine monomethylation. The transcript is spliced from 15 exons. Lineage: Eukaryota; Viridiplantae; Streptophyta; Pinopsida; Cupressales; Cupressaceae.